AUGGAAGGGGAAUAUGCUGGUGUAAUCACGUUUAUGAAAUGGUGUGCUGAAAUGAUCAGGAAGCUCGAUGUGAAUCAGUUCCAAAAUGUCCAUUCUUGCCGCAGUGGGCUAUCGGAUUCUUGUCUCAGAUCGUUGAAACGGGGCAUCCAGGGAUUCUUUCAAUUGUCUGUUUCUGGGUUGUUGUUCUAUUGGUCCUGCUCUCACGUAGAUGAGCAAUUGCAUAUGGAUUUAUAG
Messenger RNA from Prunus armeniaca (apricot), 234 nucleotides. NCBI's taxonomy places the organism in Eukaryota, Viridiplantae, Streptophyta, Magnoliopsida, Rosales, Rosaceae. The record is from the annotation of a GenBank genome assembly.